Molecule: messenger RNA, 963 nt
Organism: Didymodactylos carnosus
Lineage: Eukaryota; Metazoa; Rotifera; Eurotatoria; Philodinida; Philodinidae
Source: the annotation of a GenBank genome assembly
AUGUUAGUCAAAGUAAGAAAGAGUCUUGUAUAUAGAAAGCCCAGUCUUAGUUUUGCCGACAAUGUACUCAUGUUAUCAUUGUUAUUACCAUCUCGAAAUGAAACGUGUCGUUUUUAUCUCAAUUCAAACACGGCAACUGUUGGACAACUAAUCGAUGAAAUAAAACAAGAAGAUAAUGGAAUUGAUCACGUUCAACUCUUGCAGGAAAAUGGUCAAACAUUAUCAAAAUCAUUUUCGAUUGAAGCACUCAUGCAAAUGAAAUUUUGCAUAUGUAUAAAUAAGCAGCGAACAUAUUUGUUUGAUCCGAUUACAAAUUUGAAAAAUGUUAAGAGAAAAUGGGAAAGAUCUUCAUUAACCAAUGAAAAUAAUGAUGAAACAGACUUGCUCAGUACAAAUAAUACCGUAGCUGCUUUAUAUCAAGCACUUAAUAUCAUGAAAUUAUACAAUCAAAAACAUAUACAACUCAAAGACGAAUUAGAAGAAUUAAACAAACAAUUGACACCUCUAGAGGAUAUUAAGAACAAAUUGGCCAACAUUUCUCAACGUUAUACAAGUCGAUGUGUAUGGUAUGGUUUAGCAGGAAUGGCAUUUCAAGUAGGAAUGCUAGCUCAUCUAACCUGGGUGGAUUAUUCUUGGGAUAUUGUUGAACCAAUCUCAUAUUUUAUUGCAUUUUCUACGUCAAUGACUUUCUAUGCUGUUUAUCUAUUGACUCGUUCUGAUUUUGAAUAUUUAACUCUAACUGAUCGUUUAUUUUUGAAAAGAUUCUAUCGUGAAGCAAAAAAAAUUCACUUUAAUAUAAAUAAUUAUAAUCUAUUAAAAAAUCGUUAUCAUUCAAUAAAUACUGAUCUGGCACGAUUAAGAACGUCCUUAGAUUUAUCAGUGUCAGCACCACCACAUCCACUUAGAUCAAAAAUUAGCGGCGAAGAAAUUAAUUCUACUGAUUAUUAUCGAUCACGAUGUUGA